UACUUUAGUCAUUUGUUCUUGUUUCGUUACUGUUUUUAGUUUUCCGAAAGGUUUCAUUUCCCUGGUACCAAUCCCAUCGGAAAACUUUGAAUUUUACGAUGUUUUGGAUACAAAUAAGCUUUUUCAUUUGUUUUGGAAAUUCAACGAGACACAUAUAACGUUUGAACUUCAUGCGAAGACACGAGGCUACAUUGGGUUUGGAUUGUCACCGAAUGGUAAAAUGUUUCCGUCCGACGUUGUUAUGGGAUGGGUAAAAAAUGGAAAUGUACAUUUUGCAGACUACCAUACGACUGAACAUUCAGCACCAGUGAAGGACCGUUCUCAAGACUAUAUCUUACUUAACGGAGAAGAAAAUGAUUUUGGUACUGUUUUAAAGUUUGUUAGAAAACUGGAUACAUGCGAUGAAAAUGACUACAAAAUAUCGGAUGACACUGUUAGAAUAAUAUAUGCUCACAGUGAAGAUGAUCCUAAUGAUGAGAACGAUCUGAGAUGGCACGGUACAGAGGGUCGUGGUGUUAAAUUUAUGUACCUCCUCAAUGCUGUUACCAAGCCUGACCUAUCGGGUAACAUUAUCACCAGAGAUAUGACACAGACAAAUUAUCACGUACCCCCACAAGUUACUACUUACCGGUGUAAAGCAUUUACCUUGUCAGAUCUAGGAAAGAAACAUCACAUGAUUAAGUUUGAGUCACACAUUCAGCGUGGUAUGGAACCAUUUGUCCACCACAUUCUCGUCUACAAAUGUCCCCCACUCACCAAAGAAUGGAUAAAUAAGGACUAUUUUUGUUAUCUUAAUGGUAGAGAAGUGGCACCAUGCGGCAGUGUCUUCUUUGGUUGGGAGUAUGGAGGACAGGACUUCUAUUUCCCCGACAAUGUUGGUAUGCCUAUCGGUGAGCCAGAAGACGAUGCAACAUAUAUAAUGGAAGUACAUUAUAACAAUCCUGAAAUGCGUAGUGAUCUAGUGGAUAGUUCAGGCAUGCGCAUUACAUUUACACCAGACCUCAGGAAAUACGAUGCGGGACUGCUUACUACUGGAGUUCAAAUUGGUCCAACUCAUAUGAUUCCGCCUCAUGAAACUGACUUUGUAAACACAGGCUUCUGUCAGGCAGAAUGUUUAGAACAGGGACUGAAAGAUAUGCCAGGCCAGCAAGUCAAAGUAUUUGCAGCAUGGCAACAUUCUCAUCUGUUGGCUUAUGCUAUGACAACAAAACAUCUACGAAACGGAAAAGAAAUCGAACCAUUUGCAGAUGAUCAAGCUUAUGAUUUCAAUUAUCAACAAAUAAGGCUUCUCAGAAAAGAAGUUCCAUUGAAAAUGGGUGAUAGUCUAAUUACACAAUGUACAUAUGACUCGACUUCUAGAACCAACUUGACACUGGGCGGCGAAGCUACUACAGAUGAGAUGUGUAUUUCCUUCAUAUUCUACUAUCCCAGGAUGCCUUUGGACGGCUGUUUAGCUGACCCAAUCUUUGAUACCAUCCCAGAAAUAAAAGAUAUGAAACCACCAGAGCAAGUGAAAUUUCUACAGGGUUACAACUGGAAGGACCGCCAUGCUAGACUUCUGUUCAGGAAUAAUAUGGAGAAAACAAAAUAUAGGUCAUCAUGUUAUGCAAGAAACCCGUCAUUUCUUAAUUUCAAGACUGUGGAUAGACUACGUCCAACAGAAGUAUAUCACCCUCCUCAGAGGGAUUGCAAAAAAGACAGUGAUCAAGUUUAACUAACGUCAGUACUAACAAGAAGAUAAAAAGUGAUGUAAACGAUGAAAUUAACACGAAACACACGUUGAUUAUCACACUACAAACUGUGAUAUCUUUUUACUGGUGUCAUUUAUAUGUGUUGUUUUUUUAUAUCAAAAAAGUAAAUAAACUGUAAACGGUG
Mytilus californianus (California mussel) is the source of this 1875-nucleotide messenger RNA. RefSeq names its product DBH-like monooxygenase protein 1 homolog. The coding region runs from base 221 to 1714 and encodes 497 amino acids. Gene Ontology annotation, biological process: norepinephrine biosynthetic process; octopamine biosynthetic process; dopamine catabolic process. The record is from RefSeq and is a predicted model, not a curated record. Gene Ontology annotation, cellular component: secretory granule membrane. The transcript has 11 exons. Gene Ontology annotation, molecular function: copper ion binding; dopamine beta-monooxygenase activity. Lineage: Eukaryota; Metazoa; Mollusca; Bivalvia; Mytilida; Mytilidae.